Molecule: messenger RNA, 1876 nt
Organism: Cyanistes caeruleus (blue tit)
Lineage: Eukaryota; Metazoa; Chordata; Aves; Passeriformes; Paridae
Source: RefSeq, a predicted model, not a curated record
AUGCUCUCGACUGAAACCUACCCAAAUCCAACCCGAACACCCUCCCCACGCCGCCAUCGCAGGCGACACCCGGACAGCCCAGCCGGGGCAGGUUUGAGCAGCGGGUCCCGCUCCGGCAGCGGUCGCAGUGCUAAGGCGGGUGGGUGGCAGAGGUGCUCCAUCUCCGCCGUCAAAGGUGCUUUGGUGCUUUUUGUACAAAAAGGCUGUCUCCAUUGGAGCGUGUUCGGCUCCAUAGGAAGUGCUGGUGAAAGCUUCGUACCCAAACAUUCGCUGUCUGUGGCUACUUGCAGCAGCCGUACGUGUGGCACAGUAAAUUCUGGGCCGGCAGCGGGGGCUGCGGUGCCUGGUGGCCGGUGCUUUGUACUCUCCGUACGCAUUUCGGCUGCUGCGGGCUCUCCAGGUCUCUUGAGCUGCGGGGUUUCCUGCGAGGGUUUAGCAGAUACAGCUAAAAAAAACUUUGGUGGUGGAAACACUGCUUGGGAAGAGAAGACGCUGUCAAAGUAUGAGUCCAGUGAAAUUCGUCUUGUAGAGAUCAUAGAGAAUCUGUGUGACAGUAGUAACUUCGAAUGUAACAACAUGGUAGAGGAACAUGAGGAACUUAUAGAGAAAUGGUGGUUCAAGGUAAAGAAGAAGUAUCCAGAUUUGUUUAAGUGGUUUUGCAUUGAAACAAUAGAAGUUUGCUGCCCUCCUGGAACUUAUGGACCUGAUUGCCUUGCUUGUCGUGGUGGAUCAGAAAGACCUUGCCAUGGGAAUGGCCACUGUGAUGGUGAUGGUACCCGAGGUGGAGAUGGCUCAUGUAGCUGUAAAAAGGAGUACACAGGAGAAUUUUGUUUGGACUGUUCCAGUGGUUACUUCAGUUCCUUGAGAAAUGAGACACACUCUGUUUGUACAGCCUGCCAUGCUGCCUGUAAGACUUGUACUGGUUCAAGUAACAAGGACUGCCAAGACUGUAAAGAAGGCUGGAUUAAAAAUGAAGAUGGAGCUUGUGUGGAUUUAGAUGAAUGUGCUUCUUCUCCUUGCAAAGAUCACCAGUAUUGUUUGAACACAGAUGGAUCUUUCUCUUGCAAAGCAUGUGAUGCCAGCUGUGUAGGUUGCACAGGAGAAGGUUCUGAAAAAUGUAAGACCUGCUCAUCUGGAUAUGUGAAGGAAGAUGAGAAAUGUACAGAUAUAGAUGAAUGUAACCUUCCUGAAAAGGUCUGCACAAAUGAGAAUCAAGACUGUGUAAAUACAUCGGGUAGUUACAAGUGUGUAUGUUCAGAAGGGUUUGAAGAUAAGGACGGAACGUGUGUUCAAACUGUAAAAUCAGGAGAGGAAGUAGAGAGUGAAACAACUGAACCUUCACAUACUGAACAUGUUGACUUAUGAUCCACGCUCAGAACCAAAAGACAUUCCUAUCUAAAGUUUUAAAUUAUUGGACUAAGUCUGUGCUAGCUGACCUACUGUGGAAGUGGUAUGAAAUACACAGGUUGCCAUUAAGACUUUUUUUUUAAAUGGUGACAACCUGAUCUUUAAGCUGCAUUUCUUUAUUCUUAAAUCCCACUUUUUAUAUAGUUCUUCUAAAAGAACAUUCUAGAUGGGUUAGUAUAAAAUUUGAAUGAACAUAACACUGUACCCAGCAGCUGCAAACAACUUGCAGGCUUCUCAUUCUAGUGCCUACUGAAAAUUGUCUUCUGUAAGAAUUCAGUUGCACUUCAUAAUUCAAGAAAAAUUUAGACUGAAGUUUGUUGUUUCUAAUCAUGAGAAAUAUUUCUGUAACUGAAAUACAGCUUUUGGAAAUUGUCAAAGGGAAUCUCUCUUGUGGGGGAGGGAAGCACUGUUCCCAUAAACAAAAUAGAAUGCCUAAUAUUGCAUUCAAUAAAAGUUUAUUUUGUUGGAA